Messenger RNA from Sus scrofa (pig), 5909 nucleotides. RefSeq names its product interferon regulatory factor 6 (gene IRF6). NCBI's taxonomy places the organism in Eukaryota, Metazoa, Chordata, Mammalia, Artiodactyla, Suidae. The record is from RefSeq and is a predicted model, not a curated record. Gene Ontology annotation, cellular component: nucleus. Gene Ontology annotation, biological process: immune system process; regulation of transcription by RNA polymerase II. Gene Ontology annotation, molecular function: RNA polymerase II cis-regulatory region sequence-specific DNA binding; DNA-binding transcription factor activity, RNA polymerase II-specific; protein binding.
CUAUUUGUUUGGGGAUACCCUCUGGGGCAGGGGGCCGGUCUCUGUGCUCCAGGUGGCUUUGGGACCGUCCUAGCCUGGGAGCGCUGGGCCCUUCCAGACCUCCCCCCCCUUCUGUCGACUCCCUCCCCCACCCCCCGCCCUACUGGGGUGCGCUGCUCUCUGCCCCUGCCCACCCUCCGUCGGGCAGCCAAGGCUCCUCCUUAGCUUUGGUCCUACCAGCCGCUGCCCGCCGGCCCUGGGUCCCAAAGAAGGGAUUUCCCAGGCCGGCUGGCCCUGGAUCGUGGUGCGCGCUCCCGGGAAAUUGGGGGUAGGGGCGGCCAGUAACUUUUAACUAGUUAGUUUUCACUCCUGGAAUUUGUUUAGCGCAGUCAGGCCCCGGGUCCCGGGUCUGGGAGGCGUCCGUGGAUUACAAGUCGUCACUCUAGGUGCUGGAGAGGGUGGCGCUGGGUGUGGUUGCUCUGGGGGUGAGGCCCUCUUGGCCUGAAAGGGCUGGAGGGAGGGCGUGGAGACGUGGGGAAAGCCUUCAGGCCUGGCUGGAAAGCAGCCCCGGGUGCCACUGUUUACAGGGAGUCUGCUCUGUGGUCAAGGGGUCAUCUCUGCCCCAACCCCGCUGUCUUGGUGGAUGCCAAAAGUGGAAGCCAGGGAAGGGCCUGGGCGGCUGCCCACCCUGGAGAGUACUUUGGGGUUGGAUAUACGUAUAAUGCAGGACAGCAGCACCCAGUAUCCUCCAGCUCCCUGUCUCCCGCCCCCAACUUCAGCUGAGCAGGGAGAAAGGGCGUGGGAAUUACGGCUAGAGGUCCAAAGCUUACCCCGAAAGAGGCUAAACCAAACAGGAAAGACCGGGGAACUUGGAAGAUGGCAUUUCGGGGCGCUCCAGGAGGAAGGGAAAAAGCAGGCCCACCACCUAGCCUGUGUUUUACUCUAAGCAAAACCGUUGACAGCUGAAUUGCGGCUGUGGGGUGGCUAUGUUCCUGGAAGCCAGUCUGGGCAGGGGCUGCAGAGGUGGCAGUGUUUAUAGGGGACCUGUUCCUUGGAAUGGGGGUGUGAGAGAGGGUGGUUCAUGCCCUGAAAAAUGUCCCUGCUCAGGGCCCAGUGGGAGUUAAUGGGUUAGCGUCUUUCUUCUUUGGGUGGUUCAAUACCUGUUGGAGACACUGGCUUUGACUUUUAAGAGACAGAGCUGAGUUCCAGGAGGCUGAGGUUCUGUGAGCAUUGGGAUUUGGGUGGCAAGAGUGUUUUGAAAGGGAGCUCUGGUUUAGGAGUGUUUGAAGGUGGGGUCAUGGUUAGUGGGUCUCCUCCCUCACCACUUCAUUGACCCCCCCCCCACAUGUGGCUUGGAUCUUUGCUGAUGUUUUUGGUUUACUCUCUUUCUGUACAGAAGAAGAGAGCCUUGGAAGGCCGGGCGUAGUGGCAAGAUUCGGCACAGCGCGCUCUUGCCUCUGAAGCUUUGGGUCCAGGCUCUGAAUAAAACAAUUUUCUAUGCCCCGGUUAACUUAGCUCUAAAAUUGGGAUUGUAAUAAUGUCACUUCUAAAUCACGAGGAUGAAAUCAGACAUGUUAAGUAGAGGAACACAUAAAACUAUAAAGUUUAUGUGGACAUAGAGGAGUGUUGUUACCAUGGUUUUUAUUAGCUUUUAUACCUUCUAUUGGGCGAGACAUGUCCCGGCUUCUUGUGGUUAAAAAAUGCUACUUGCACAGGUUGCACCUGUGGCGAGGGUUCAGUCCCUGGCCCGAGAACUUCCACAUGCCACAGGUGUGGCCAAAAAAAAAAAAAAAAAAUACUGCUUGGAGUGUUUUGUGUUUUGUUUUUAAAUUGUGAAUUGAAACAUGCCACUGUAGGAAAAUGUGUCAUCUAUAAAAGUAUAUAGGCAAGUAUAAAAUUCAGCCAUAAUCUUACCGCCAGGUAACCAUUAAGCAUUUACGGCACCGCUGUGUUGUUUCUUUCCCUUUUUAAAGUCUCUGUGCAUAUGUGUGCAAGUGCCUACGUUAUGUUACAAGAUGGAGACGCUUCUCUACAGUCAAUGUUGUAUGCUGCCUUCCCCCCUUAACUGCCCAUUUAAACAUUUCCCCAAAUCCAAUAAAAAUUCAUCAGGAUGCUCCGAUGUUCAUGGCUGUUUGAUAUUGCAGGUUAUGAAUGUCUCUUGAGCCAUUUUUCUCUGAUAUUUUGGUUGCUUCCAAUUUUCCCCUCGCUGCCUGUUUUUAUAGCCUUAGUUACUGGGUGGCAGGUGGAGGCGCCGCUGGCUGAGGUUCAGAAGGUAGGGAGGGUUCGCCUUGAAGGAGGUGGGGUGUGGAGGAGGCCGGGGCAGGGUUUCUCCCGGGUCCUGCCAUCUUGGGAGAAGGCUAAGAACGCAGGUCCCUAGAUCUUAAUCAUCCGUCUCCAUGGGUGGCUGCUUCUCUGUCCCCAUCACUCAGUGCAGUUCCUUGUGUUGGCCUGAUUGCUUUAAUUUUUUCUUGAUGUGUUGUGGAGCAACGCGGAUAAACCCUUUUCUUCAAAGCCCAUGAUCCGUCAAGAGGUGGACUUCAUGUGUCUGCCAGGCCCCAACACAGGACUGACCAGCACAGAAUUAAAAAUCCUCAAAAGCGGAGUUUCUGUUGUGGCUCAGUGGGUUAAGAACCUGACGUAGUAUCUCUGAGGGUGCAGGUUAGAACCCUGGCCUUGCUCAGUGGGUUAAGGAUCUGGUGUUGCUGCAGGCUGUGGCGUAGGUUGCAGACGCAGCUUGGACUCGGUGCUGGUGUUGCUGUGGCUGUGGUGUAGGCCAGUAGCUGCAGCUCCAAUGUGACCCCUAGCCCAGGAACUUUCCAUAUGUCGCAGGUGCGUCCCUUAAAAGAAAAAAAAAAAUCUCAAAAGCCCUUCACCUAGGGGGCCCAGUUUGUGGCCCAUUUUCCAUUUUUUUCCUUUCCCUCUCCCCAUCCCCCUAAGCUCGGGCAGGCCGGGACUAAGGAAGAGGAGGCUAGAACUUGCCCUGGGGAGAAUCCGCACGCCCUCGUCCUUAUAAGGGAAAAAUGCUCUUGGUUUGACGGCUUGAUUUGCUGCCCUACAAAAGCGACCUAAACCCAGGCUGAGAACACCCAGUGCCACCUCACCUGCCCACGGUGACCUGCCCACGGUUAGCCGGGCUCCCGGGGGAAGGUUUCAGUUGCAGGUCUCCGUAACUGGGUCAGAAGGCUCAGAAACUUUGGGUGGCCCAGAGAAAAGAAGACUGACUCGAGGCCCAGCACUCAGAUCCCCGUGGAUCCACCUGCGCGCUCAUCUCUCCCAGAUCAUGGCCCUCCACCCCCGAAGAGUUCGGCUGAAGCCCUGGCUGGUAGCCCAAGUGGACAGUGGCCUGUACCCUGGGCUCAUCUGGCUGCACAGAGACUCCAAACGCUUCCAGAUUCCCUGGAAACAUGCCACCCGGCAUAGCCCCCAACAGGAGGAGGAAAAUACCAUUUUCAAGGCCUGGGCUGUGGAGACGGGGAAGUACCAGGAGGGGGUUGAUGACCCCGACCCAGCGAAAUGGAAGGCCCAGCUCCGCUGUGCGCUCAACAAGAGCAGGGAGUUCAACCUGAUGUACGACGGCACCAAGGAGGUGCCCAUGAACCCCGUGAAGAUCUAUCAAGUGUGCGACAUCCCCCAGCCCCAGGGCUCCGUCGUCAACCCAGGAUCCACUGGCUCUGCUCCCUGGGAUGAGAAGGAUAAUGAUGUGGAUGAUGAGGAUGAGGAAGAUGAGCUGGACCAGUCACAGCACCACGUUCCCAUCCAGGACACCUUCCCCUUCCUGAACAUCAAUGGUUCUCCCAUAGCACCAGCCAGUGUGGGCAACUGCAGUGUGGGCAACUGUAGCCCUGAAGCAGUGUGGCCCAAAACGGAACCUCUGGAGAUGGAAGUACCGCAGGCACCUAUCCAGCCUUUCUAUAGCUCUCCAGAGCUGUGGAUCAGCUCUCUCCCAAUGACGGACCUGGACAUCAAAUUUCAGUACCGUGGGAAGGAGUAUGGGCAGACCAUGACCGUGAGCAACCCCCAGGGCUGCCGGCUCUUCUACGGGGACCUGGGCCCCAUGCCUGACCAGGAGGAGCUCUUUGGUCCUGUCAGCCUGGAGCAGGUCAAGUUCCCAGGUCCGGAGCACAUCACCAACGAGAAGCAGAAGCUGUUCACCAGCAAGCUGCUAGAUGUCAUGGACAGAGGACUGAUCCUGGAGGUCAGCGGCCACGCCAUUUAUGCCAUCAGGCUGUGCCAGUGCAAGGUGUACUGGUCUGGGCCAUGUGCCCCAUCGCUGGUUGCCCCCAACCUGAUUGAGAGGCAAAAGAAGGUCAAACUGUUUUGUCUGGAAACGUUCCUUAGCGAUCUUAUCGCCCACCAGAAAGGACAGAUAGAGAAGCAGCCACCAUUUGAGAUCUACUUAUGCUUUGGGGAAGAAUGGCCAGAUGGAAAACCCCUGGAAAGGAAACUCAUCUUGGUUCAGGUCAUUCCCGUGGUGGCGCGAAUGAUCUAUGAGAUGUUUUCUGGUGAUUUUACACGAUCCUUUGACAGUGGCAGCGUCCGCCUGCAGAUCUCAACUCCCGACAUCAAGGAUAACAUCGUUGCCCAGCUGAAGCAGCUGUACCGCAUCCUCCAAACCCAGGAAAGCUGGCAGCCCAUGCAGCCCACCCCUAGCAUGCAAAUGCCCCCUGCCCUGCCAGCCCAGUAAUCACGAAUGCCAUCUUCCUUCUUUUUUUUUUUUUUUACAAUAUUGUACAUAUUGAUAUUUUUUAUUAUUCAGAUUUACCCAACUUUUAAACCUUUCUUCUAACCAUAUUAGUACUCUGACUCUCCAAAUAUGCCUGGCUUUAAAAUUGAUUUAAUUUAUGGAAAAAUCACCCUCCAUGCUUUCCCUUUCCUCUUUUAAACCUCCUGAGAGUAGAGUAACAUAGUAGAAGGAGAGCUGGCCUGGGAGUUUGGAUACCAGGGUUCAAGCUGCCGCCUUGUUUCCAACAGUGUGACCUUGAACCGAAUCAUUUAACUUCUGUGCUUCAGAUUCAUUACUGUGAAGGGAAGGAGUUGGAAUGAUACUUAAAUAACACCAGGUUUAAAGCUCUGCCUUGAUGACUUCAUUCUACUUGUACAUGGCAACACUGCCUGGAACGGAACCCUUCUGCCUUGAUCUUGCACUGCUUUUUUUUUUCCUUGCUUUCAUUGAAGUCCCCUCAGGCACUGAUUUGCCCAGGAUUGAUCUUCGUUUGACCUGUUCUACUAGUACAGUCAGCUGGCUCCCGGAUGGGCAAAGGAGGAGGGAGGGGCCCCGGCUGGUUGCUUAGGAACCAAACUUGAUAUCUAAAUAGAAAUAGGUGCCAAAGUCUGAAAGUCACCCAGCCUGUAGAGUAAAAGCUCAUAAAUCGAGCUUCUAAAGGGAAGCUGUUAACAUAGAAGGCUUAGGGCGCCUGUAGAAUUGGUUGUCGGGUGUUCAACCUACCACCAUUUACAUGCAGGCAUACCUUGGAGAUACUGAGGGGCCCGUUCCAAACUACUACAAUUAAGUGAAUAUUGCAGUAAAGCAAGUCAAAUUGUUUUGGUUUCCCAGUGUGUAUAAAAGUUAGGUUUACAUUACACUGUAGUCUGUUGAGUGUGUAAUAGCAUUACCGCUGAAAAUACAAAUGUGCAUGCCCUAAUUAAGUUACUGUAAUUGCUAAAAGAUGCUAACCUUCCUCUGAGCCUUCAGAGAGUCAUAAUCUUUUUGCAAUAGUAACAUCAAAGAUCACUGAUGGCCAUACAAAAAGAUAAUGAAAAAGUUUUAAAUAUUGUGAGAAAUACCAAAAUGUUCUAGAGACAGCAAGUGAGCAAAUGCUGUUGGAAAAAUGACGCCAAUAGGCUUGCUGAUGCAGGGUCACUGCAGACCUUCAAUGUGUAAAAAACACAGUAUCUGCAAAGUGCAAUAAAGCACAAAUAACGCAAUAAAA